Messenger RNA from Dictyostelium purpureum, 312 nucleotides. RefSeq lists its product as uncharacterized. Bases 1 to 312 code for a protein of 103 amino acids. The transcript has 2 exons. The record is from RefSeq and is a predicted model, not a curated record. Lineage: Eukaryota; Evosea; Eumycetozoa; Dictyosteliales; Dictyosteliaceae.
AUGUAUAAGAUAAUAUUUUUUGUUCCCAAAGCAAGCUGUGAUAUCGUCAAAACUUCAAUGUUUAAAGUAGGGGCUGGUAGAAUGGGAGGUUACGAUAGUUGCUGUUUUGUUUCAUCAGGAAUGGGACAAUUUAGACCACUCCAAGGUAGCAACCCAACAAUAGGAAACAUUGGAAAUAUAGAAUAUGUCGAAGAAUAUAAAGUCGAAAUGGUUUGUGAUGAUAAUAUAAUAAAUGAUGCAAUCAAAGCUUUAAAGGAAUCACAUCCAUAUGAAGUCCCAGCAUAUGAGGUAUACAAACUUUUAGAUCUUUAA